This is a messenger RNA of Bemisia tabaci, 7353 nucleotides long. It is a transcript of the gene Kul, whose product is annotated as Kuzbanian-like. Gene Ontology annotation, molecular function: metalloendopeptidase activity. Gene Ontology annotation, cellular component: plasma membrane. Lineage: Eukaryota; Metazoa; Arthropoda; Insecta; Hemiptera; Aleyrodidae. Gene Ontology annotation, biological process: Notch signaling pathway; membrane protein ectodomain proteolysis. The record is from RefSeq and is a predicted model, not a curated record.
GCACGGGGAAGCUGUGCUGCGAUACCUGUCUGUCGUGUCGCAUAUGUUGCGUUAUUUAUUUUUUUACACCAAAAACACAUGUUUACUGCAAUCAAAAGAUGUGUUUUCUCGCGUAGUGUUCUGAAAUUCUCUAGCAACAAAUUAAAUUUCUAUGAUGACGUUAGAUAGUAGCUGAUAGUGUGUUUUUCAGUGAAUUUAAUGCGGAUACACAUGUAUAAAAUGUUUCUGUUAACAAUGGCUGUCUUACUUGUUCACCUGGAUAAUUUUUGUAUCUCUACACCUUUACAACCUUUGAAGCCAGGAGCGCCUAUCAACGCGUUCAUCCGACAUUACGAACCGGUGAAAUACGAUGCGCUCCACCUCAAACGGCAUCGCAGGUCAGCCACUAACAGGAACGCAGUCCCGCUUAAAUUCAACAUUAAAACACAGCACAGAACUUUCAACCUGGUUUUGACACCCGACCACGGACUCUUCGCUGAGGAUGCCGUCUUUGAAGCCAGCAACGGGAGAAGGGUCACCUUUGAUCCUGGUAAAGCUUACACGGGCGUCGUUGAAGAUGAAGAAGACACCCUGGUGCACGGGAUCAUCACGGACGAGGGGCUCUUCGACGGGACGAUCCUGACGCCCUCGGAGGAGUACUACAUCGAGCCGCUGAGCCGGUACUUGAGCGGGGGCGACCAGUCCCCGCCCCCGGCCGGCGACCCGGACAGUUACCACACGAUCGUCUACCGCAGCUCGGACGUGGAGAAGCCCGGCACCCCGUUCUGCGCCUCCGAGAUGCUCAACAAGCGGAAGAAGUCCCGCAAGUCCUCCAACAACCACCACAACCGGAACCCGGCCCGGCACGACGGAGCUCCCCGCGACCCCGCAUCUGUAAAUUCAAAUAAGUUUAGUGAUAAUAGGUUAAGCUCCCUGAACUUCAGCCACCAGCUGAACGAAGAGCGGCCCAGGGCGCGGACCGCACCCGAGGAACCCAAGACUGAGAGUAGUAUCUUGUCCGGCCCGAGGGACCGUGAAAGCUCAUCCGGCCCGAGGGACCAUGAAAGUUCAUCCAGCCCGAGGGACCGUGAAAGCUCAUCCGGCCCGAAGGACCGAAACCAGGCGGAUUUUUUAGACCGAACCGGAAACUCCAUCCUGGCCGACCUGUUCCUCGGCCACAAGCAUGAAGUUCUCUCACGGCCUAAGAGGUGGUUCGUCGUCAUGAACGAGACGUCACACCCGAACGCGAGCUCCACGAGGGGUCAGCCCACCUCGACGACGACGCCGAGACCCCGCAACAUCAUCUCCAACAUCUACAACAGCGACAUCUACUCGGUGCGCAACAACAUCAUCCGGCUGAAAGCGCCGCCGACGAUGGCCAACAUCACGAGACCCCGCCACGUCCUCCUGAACGAGUUCCACACGGAGCGGGACGGUCUCCUGGUGGGUGCGGGGAGCGCGGGUCCCGGGUUCGAGUCCAACUCGCUCGACGACGACGAUCUCCGGGCCCACGUCCGGAAGAGGGCCACCAUCGACCCCCGCAAAACCACCUGCAUGCUCUACCUCCAGGCGGACCACCUCUUCUUCGAGAAGUACGGCACCGAGGAGGCCUGCAUCGAGGUCAUGACCCGCCAUGUCCAGAGGGUCAACUCCAUCUACAAGCACACAGACUUCAAUCAAGAUGGACAGUCAGACAAUAUAAGUUUCAUGAUCAAAAGGAUAAAAGUACAUUCUGGAGACGCCAUGAAUGACCCCGCUUACAGAUUUCCAGGGAAUUAUGGAGUGGAGAAAUUUUUAGAAAUUUUUUCUGAGGAAGAUUAUGAUGCGUUUUGCUUGGCUUACAUGUUCACUUAUCGUGAUUUUGAAAUGGGGACAUUAGGAUUAGCAUGGACUGGCGAUCUUAAGAAUGCUGGUGGAGUUUGUGAAAAGAAUGGACACUACCGCGGCAGUAUGAAGAGCUUAAAUACUGGUAUUGUAACACUAUUGAACUAUGGUAAACAUGUUCCUCCAGCUGUUUCUCAUGUGACCCUGGCUCAUGAAAUUGGACAUAACUUUGGCUCACCGCAUGAUCCUGAAAUCUGCACUCCUGGUGGAGAUGACGGUAAUUUCAUCAUGUUUGCUCGCGCAACGUCUGGUGACAAGAGGAAUAACAAUCGGUUCUCUCCAUGCAGUCUCAACAGUAUCAAUCCAGUUCUUAAUACGAAAGCUCGGUCUUCCAAGGGAUGUUUCACAGAACCUCAAGCCUCAAUUUGCGGCAACGGUGUUGUUGAAGGAGAUGAGGAGUGUGAUUGCGGUUGGGAAGAAGACUGUUCCGAUAAAUGCUGCUAUCCUCAACGGCGUUAUCCGCCAAUCGAUGAGCCACCAUGCCAUUUAACUCCGCGCAGCCAGUGUAGUCCCAGUCAAGGUCCAUGUUGUACAACCGACUGUGCUUUGAAGUUUGGUGACAAAUGUCGAGAUGAUAAUGGUUGCCGAGACUCUAGCUUCUGUGAUGGGAAAGGCCCCUCUUGCCCGCCGUCCAUUAACAAGCCAAAUAAAACUAUAUGCAAUGAAGAAUAUGUCUGUUUUAUGGGGGAAUGUACCGGCUCCAUUUGUCUGGCUUACGGUCUGGAGUCCUGUCAGUGUAUUCCUGGGCCAAAUGAUCCACCUACUAAAGCUUGUGAACUGUGCUGCAAAGCUCCGGGUGAAAACCAGCCCUGCCUAUCAUCUUACAAGUGGAACAGUGCUCCAUAUGAUGUUCCCGAUAUGCUCUCCAAACCAGGCACACCUUGCAAUGAUUACAAUGGCUACUGUGAUGUGUUCCAGCGGUGUAGAGAGGUUGAUCCAUCCGGGCCUUUAGCCACUUUAAGGAAAUUGUUAUUGUCGGAGGAGAGCAUCGCGUCAUUCAAACGAUGGACCAUUGAUCACUGGUAUUACUCAUCUUUAAUAGUUUUCUCAUUCGUCCUCAUUUUGGUUCUAAGCACAAGACUUUUCGGAAAGCGUCCAGAUCUGAAGCUGAAGGCCGUAACAAUCAUUCAUAGCUCAACAACAGAAACAGUGAGGCUUCCUCCGCCAGAUGCUAGUGGUCCAGGCGUCACUGUACAUCCUGCCAUCAAAUCAAAACUGCCUCUAAAACGUAAAGUUCGUGGAGACGGAAGGAAAAUUGUUGCUAGCAAGGUGAAAAAAGAAAACAGCUCCGGUUCCAACGUCAAUAAUAACAACAGCCCGAUUGGAAAAGGCAAGAAGGCAGAGACUCCUGCAACCAAAGAAUCUGAAAAUUCAAAACCGAUGGAUUCAACUCCCGAGAGCUCACCAACAAGGAAAGUUCAAAAGAAAAGCAAAAAUAUAUCGAAAGAUAAAAAGAAAUAUGUUAAAGUUCGGAAGUUGGAUGGUGACGGAAAGACAGGUAAAAGUAUCUCUUCAAAACCUCCAGAGGAUGAUCCUUUUGGAAAAGUUCGUAAUUGGUUGCUGAAUUCUCAUAUUGACGGCCUCGCUUCCGUUCGUAAAUCCAAAUCCUCCCCAGCUGGUUUCAGUCCAAAUAGUGGUCCUCAAGACUCGGCAAAUGCUUCUGCGAAUCAAUUGAAUAGUAAAGUAGUGCAAAAAGUCGAACCAAGAAAUGCCUCUUCGACUGAAAACAAAAGCAAUGACCAGAAAGUAAAACUGCAGGUUGUAUAUAAGCCAGCCUUCAAAUUUUACGUGAAACUGAAAAAGCCACCGUGCGAGACGCAGACUAAAGUGGUAAAAACUAAGCCAAAACAGCCUGUAAAUCCUGCAAAACAAAGGGCGCUUAUUCUUCUGAAAGCGGAAAAGAACAGCGAGCAAAAAAUACGUCAAGAGAAAAAGAAACAGAAAAAAUUGGCCGAACUAGAAAAGAAACUAGUCUCUGAAAAGAAAGAAAACGUUGCUCUUCAGAAGAAGAGUCGCCAUAAGGACAGAGACUCGCCGGAUGGACCAUGUGAUGCAUCAGCUGGAGAUGCUAGUCCACCAGUGUUUAGUAAUGAUAUUGAGAAUAUACCCAUGGGGAAACAUUCAGAUCAGGUUAAGCUAAUUGACAAGAAAGAACCGUUGUACGCUAAUACAAGUGCAGCACCAAGUAAUCCAGUUUAUGAAAAUGUCAAGACAAAACCUGUAGAUCUGCUACGAAUGACAUCCACCGAAUGUAAAAAGCCGCUGCAGGAGCCAAUAUUAUCUCAGCACCAGUUGACAGGCUCAAGCAUGCCAGAACCUGGAGAGUUGAGUCAGCGCAGCUCCUCAAAAAAGUCCCCAGGAAACUCAAAUGAUCGGAAGCAAUCAUCUGCCAAAAGUAAAAAGCUUCACCAGAUAAGUCAAGAUGCUUCUCCAGUCAAUUUAAUGAGGUUUCCUUCUGUCGAGAAUGCUCAAGAUAUUAAAAUUAAUCCUAGUGUUAGUGAUAAACCAGAGAUCAAUUCUGAUCUCAAUGAAACCCUCUUAGAUUGCUUGUACUCAAAUUGUGAUAAAUCGCGGAAAUCGGACAGACUCUCAGCCAGUUUCUCAACUAAAGCUUCCCAACAAAUAAGUGAUCCAAACUAUUUAGAAAACCGUAAGUCUUUUUACUUAGCUAGACCGCCAGGUGAUUCAGAUCAAGGAUGUCUCAAACGGUCUCCGAGUUAUCACAUUAAUGCGUCAGAAGCUUCGCAGAAGCAUCCGCUCAAUCAGUUAGCUCGGAAUCUUAGUGUUUCCCCGAAUAAUGCCGAUCUUGCGUCGGCAGAGUCUAAUCAUCGGAAAGAUGAAUCAAAAAAGAGUUUCAGUAAAAACUGUGAUCAAAAAGUAGUGAAAUGUAGUCCUCCAAGCACCGUCCAUAAAGCACUUCCUUCUAGAUCUUCCAGUAGUUCCCAGGUGAAAUCAGUUGGGAAAAGCACUGUCAGUCAAAAGUCACGCAGUAAUUUAGAUUUGUCUCAUCCUUCCAAUUUAUCCAAUUCGAGGGACCCAGUUUGUUGAUAGUAGCUAAUGCUGUAAUCGGCUGAAUGUAUGACUCUUUUUUUAACCUCUCUCUGAGACAGUUGAAAACCUAUGCGGCAAUAUAGGGUGAACUACGUUUUUGCAUUCAGCGCAUGUACGUCUCACAAUGUUUAUAAUAUGAAAUUUAAAUAUCUCAAUUUCUAAGCAUAACGAGACGUACUUUUUUUGUGAUAAGAUGGUCUUAUUGUAUUGACAAUCAAGUACUCUAAAUGUAAUUUGUAUCAAAACGUCAUUACAAUGCUUUAAAAACAUGAUAAAAUAACAUCAAUGGGAAUCAAUCGGUAACUCAGUGAGGGGCUUAAGGAGAACGCAUCCUUUUUUUUGUAGGUUUAAUAUUAAAGCUGCAAAAAUGUUUGCUUCAAAUCCUACAUUCUGACGGUUACCAUCACUUGUAGAUUGUGUAUUCUCAGUUUCGACUUUUUCCUCAUCAAUUUUUCUCCACACAGUUCUCAAAUUACAAUGAUAUCAUAUCACAUAGUUUCGAGACUAAAAACUAAAACUGGUACUAAUUUUAUUCCUAUAUUUUUAUUUUUAUGAACGCUGUCAUUAACUUUAUAUUUUCUAACUGACUUCUUUUUCUAAAAGCCUUGACAGAACAUAUCGUCUUAUUUCUCUAGGAAAACUCAUUUUGUAAAUUUUCCUAUCAAUCCCUCUUUUUCAACUAUUUUACUACCACCGCAGCUUUUAAAGCCUAAACAGGUUUUUUCCUCAAUCAUAUUUUAGUAUGCGUAAUUUUCCGCUCUCUAUUUGGAGGCUUUAAGAAAUGUAAUAAUUUCAUUUUUAAGCCAUCACUCUGUGAUCCAGGCCAGUAAAAAGUAUUUCAACGCCACUUUGAGGACACCUGAAAAAUAGCACUUUCAUUAAUGAACCUUUUUGAGACCGCAUUUUCUGAGUGUUUUGAAGAAUUUGGUGGUUUUACGGCUAAUAAGACAUGACAGUGAAUUUUUCAAACAAUAGAGCUCUUGCAUGCAUCAAGGUUUUGCAAUUUAAAUAAUUUUUUUCUCUAAAAUUGUCCUUUUUAAAGCUGUUUUUAAAGCUUGGGAGUUUGUUUCAGAGAAGUCCAGUGGCACCAUCUAAUGUCUUGGGAAAAUUUCAAUUAGUACCAGCACUUAAAUUGCAAAUCCUUGACGCUUGUUCCAUUUGAGUUUUGGGAUACCUGAUGAAACAAACAGAUUUUUCACCAGGCUUAAUUCUAUGAAGUUUUUCAACCAUCAAUAUUACAUCUUUAUAAUUCUUUUGUUGUUUGAAAGUUUACCUUUACUCCUUCAUGUGAGUUAAAAAUUAUGCAUAUUAGAAUGCAUCCUCAUUGUCUGCGCAAUCAAACUGGGCAGAGUAAAAGAAAAGGCCAAAAAUCAGAUUGCCAAAAGCAGAUGUUGCGAUGCUCUGAGUACCUCAAAAUGCCUUUCUUCUGCUCUGUCUGAUCUAAUUGCACAAACAAUCAUUUCCGUAGUAUAUUGCAACACUUCUUUCCCGUCCAGCUUGCAAGAUGUGAAUAGUAUUAUUUUGAGAUUUUUUGGUCCCUUCAGACUAUACCAUAUCAAUUUCUUUCGUUACCUGAAUUAUUUUGGAGGGUAGUUCCUUACGUGUUACUUUAAUUGAAUUGGUUUUUGUUAGACGGGCGUUAGUCCAAAAACUCAUGAGCCUCAGUAUUCGCAUCAACGAAAGCCAGGGCUCAUGAGAUUUUGGACCUACGCCUGUCUAGUAGGAACUGGUUCAAUUAUUACACUACUCAUUGUUCCCUUUCACAAUUCUUUAAAAAACGAUUAUAAACUUUGGUAUUUGUGUGGUUUUUACGAUAGAAUUUAAAACCGACCAUUACUCAAGUGUUCGUAGAAGUCUUUUGCUGAGCAGGAAUUUUGCACUCAGAAUACAUUUUCCAUAUGAGUCUUCAUCGUAAUAAAGUCACAUGUCUGUCUGAACUUAAAAACGACUUACCUUGAUCGUGGUGUUACAAAAUUUCUGCUCCCACUUAAUCUUUUCAAGAGAAUCAAGCCAAUUUUGUUGCUUGAAAUUUCGUAGGUAUAUUCUUCUAAUAGAGUGGAAGAAUAAUAAUAAAAAUGGACAAUCUUAGCAGCAAUGUGAAGGCAAUAAGUCAUUAUUCAAAAGAACUCCUUCAUUACAAAAUGUUAGAAUUACUAAGGAAUUGUUGUCUCUCAGAAGUUCGUUACUGUAGAAAUUUUUCAGUGCUGGAGGCAUCAAAAAAUCUCCAGAGCUACUUACUUUUAAGAUAUCUGUGCGCCUCUUGUAAACUAUUGUACAAAGUAUUCCUUAGAAUUUGUAAUAAAAUGUAUAAAUUGUAGAAAAUACUAAAUACUAAUGUACUAAAAAUGAUCUCUCGUGACGAGCAAAUGGAUUUUAUAUUUAAAUGUUCAUUUAGUUGAUGUGAUAAGUAGUUUUUAAUUUAUUAACUGUCAAAUUGCA